Podospora anserina S mat+ is the source of this 3147-nucleotide messenger RNA. RefSeq lists its product as uncharacterized. NCBI's taxonomy places the organism in Eukaryota, Fungi, Ascomycota, Sordariomycetes, Sordariales, Podosporaceae. The record is from RefSeq and is a predicted model, not a curated record. Gene Ontology annotation, biological process: carbohydrate metabolic process. Gene Ontology annotation, cellular component: extracellular region. Gene Ontology annotation, molecular function: chitinase activity. The coding region runs from base 1 to 3147 and encodes 1048 amino acids. The transcript is spliced from 2 exons.
AUGUUCACCAAGACUCUCGUUGUUGCCGCCCUGGCCGCGGCUCCCGCUUUUGCUGCUCCCGAAGUCAAUGUCUACUGGGGUCAGACCGCCGGCUCAAGGCUUUCCACCUUCUGUGAUGCUUCUGGAUUCGACUAUGUUACCGUUGGUUUCCUCAACAAGUCCCCCUCCCAGGACCCCUCGGGAGCCAACUGGCCGGGUACCAACUUUGGAAGCCACUGCGAUGGAGUGUACUACAAGUACAACGGUGCCAACACCAACGUCCAGUCCGACUGCGGAAAGAUCGCUGCCGACAUCAGAUACUGCCAAAAGAAGGGCAAGAAGGUCCUUCUCUCCAUUGGUGGAGAGUGGAAGACGACCGCCAACUACGACCUCAGCAACGAAGCCGAAGGACGUCGCUUUGCCUUGUUCGUGUGGCAAGCCUUCGGUCCUCGCAUCGCCGGCUCCACCGUCCCAAGACCGUUUGAUGAUUACUACCUCAAUGCCGAAGAGGGCGAGGAGAACUUCGUCUUUGAUGGGUUUGACUUCGAUAUCGAGAAGAGCUACGACGCAAACCAGUCAAAGGGCUAUAUCGCCAUGAUUAGCAGUCUGCGCCAGUUCAUGGCGACACCACAACUCAACCCAAACAACCGCCAGUUCCUGAUUACCGCCGCUCCCGAAUGCCCUCUGAACGAUCCGUAUUACAAGAUGAAGCACAUCAUCAAGAACAGCAAGUUUGACCUUUUGUUCGUCCAGUUUUACAACAACCCAGGAUGCCAUGGCGUCACCAACAACAACUUUGACACUUGGGCCUCGCAUCUCCAAUCGACCGCCAGCAGUGGUGCAAAGAUUUUUAUUGGAUUGCCUGGAAGUACCAAUGCUGUUCAAAACGGUGAGGCGAGUGGCUACCUCACGCCCACCAACCUCCGAACUGUCAUCAACAAGUUCAAGGGCAGGGCUGCAUUUGGUGGUGUCAUGAUCUAUGAUGCCACCUAUGGCGCGAGCAACAUCGUUUCAGGCUCCAGCCCAGCUGGAUUGAACUACUACCAGUAUGCUCGCAGCCUUUUGGGUGGCUACACCCACACCGUCACGCCCCCGGCUCCCACACCGACCGCUUGCGUGCGUGAGUAUAGUGUCAAGUCUGGUGACUACUGCUAUCAGAUUGCUGCCCGUGCCGGUAUUGAUCUCAGCGAUCUCAAUGCCUUCAAUCCUGGUCUCAACUGCAACAUCCUCGGACUUGGGCAGAAGCUUUGCAUCAAGCGUGGUAUCCCCAAGCCUACCAGCUCCAGCUCCACCAUCCUGAGCACCACUUCUUCCACCACUGUGAGCAGCACCACUGUCAGCACUACCGUCUCCUCCACCGAGACCAGCACUACUACCGUCUCCUCUACCGAGACCAGCGCCACCUCUACCGAGUCCAGCACCAUCUCUACCGAGUCCAGCACCAUCUCUACCGAGUCUGCCACUGAGUCUGCCACUGCCAGCGAGACUACUACCGUCUCCUCUACCGAGACCAGCGCCACCUCUACCGAGACCAGCACCACCUCUACCGAGUCCAGCACCAUCUCUACCGAGUCUGCCACUGAGUCUGCCACUGCCAGCGAGACCGUCACCGAGACUGAGACCAUCACUGCCAACGAGCCUGACAUCACCACCACAACCGUUGAAACCUCUGCUGAGCCUACUGGCAUCACCUACACUGAGGAUUUUACCAGUACUGAGACUGAGAGUGUGACCGUGACCGAUAUCAUCCCGACCACCACAAGCACCAUCUCUACCGAGUCCAGCACCGCUGAGUCUGCCACCGAGUCUGCCACCGAGUCUGUCACCGAGUCUGUCACCGAGUCCGCCACUGUCACCGAGACUGAGACCAUUACCACCAGCCCUACUCUCACCGAGUCUGCCACUGCCACCGAGACUGCCAGCGAGACUGAGAGCUAUUGCGAGGAUGACGAGACCACCACCAGCGAGACUACCACUGCCACCGAGACUGCGAGUGGAACAGAGACCGUCACUGCGACCGAGUCUGCUACCGAGUCUGCUACUGCCAGCGAAGCCGAGACCAUCACCGCCAGUGCUACUCUGACCGCUAGCGAGACUGAGGUUACUACUGUUAGCGAGACUGCCACUGAGACUGAAAGCUACUGCGAGGAUGAUGAGACCACCGAGACUGCCACUGCCACCGCUAGCGAGACCGAGUCUGCUGUUGUCAGUGGGACUGAGACCGCCACCGCCAGCGAGACCGAAACUGUCAUCGAGACCGCUACCGCCAGCGAAACUGAGGCCGUCACUGAGACCGUCACUGCCAGCGAGACCGAGUCUGCGAUUGAGACCGUUACAGCCAGCGAAACCGGGUCUGUUAUUGCCAGCGAGACAGAGUCUAGCAUCGAGAGCGCUACCGCUAGCGAGACCGGGUCUGUUAUUACUAGCGAGACAGAGACUCUCCCCGCCAGCGAGACCACCACUGACGGCCCCGUCAUCACACCCUCGGAGAGCUUCACCACCUCCACCAUCUACUCCACCACCACCUUCACCGUGACCUCGUGCGAGCCCUCUGUCACCUCCUGCCCCGGCCGCGUCGUGACCAAGACCAUCGCCAUCGGCACCACCGUCUGCCCCGUCACCACGACCGACGCUCCCGUCAUCACCUCUUCCUCCUCCCUGCCCGCGGGUUACACCACCUCAACCAUCUACUCCACCAAGACCCUCACCCUCACCUCGUGUGCUCCCACCGUGACGAACUGCCCGGCGGGUAGCACCACCACUGUCGUCGUCCCAAUCGGAACAACUGUCUGCCCUAUCUCCGAGGCGGAGGCCACUUCUACUCCUGUCCCCGCUGUUCCAGGCGUGGAGACUAGCUCCAAGCCAGCAAUCAAGGUUAUUACUGAUGUCCCUGCUGAGGAGGAGACGACGACCUCCACCACGACCUUCGUCCAGCAGUUGACUACUAUCAUCACUGUGCCCAAGCCUGAUGUCACUGCUACUUCCAAGCCUGCCGGUGGCGACGAGGGAGUUGUUGUCAAGCCUACGCCCUCGGGUGGAUUCCCUUACAGCAGUGGGUAUGUCAAGCCUAUUGCUUCAGCUACGCAGCAGCCCGUGACUGCUGGGGCGGGGAGGAAUGGGGUUGUUUUGGGAGGUGUUAUUGCUGCUGCCCUUGUCUUGGCUUUUUAA